Molecule: messenger RNA, 2162 nt
Organism: Alosa sapidissima (American shad)
Lineage: Eukaryota; Metazoa; Chordata; Actinopteri; Clupeiformes; Clupeidae
Product: intermediate filament protein ON3-like
Exons: 9
Coding region: 118-1599 (493 amino acids)
Biological process (GO): keratinization; intermediate filament organization
Cellular component (GO): keratin filament
Molecular function (GO): structural constituent of skin epidermis
Source: RefSeq, a predicted model, not a curated record
GCAGAUACACACAGAGGGACUUUGACUCUCCUUUGUGAAGUAAGCCUGCUCUCCGCCUUCUCCUUCGGCCUUCCUCUUCUCUCACACUUUUGCUCACCCACACACAGACAAGCAGCAAUGGAGUACAGAGCCACCAGCUACCGUUCCGGCCCAACCGUGACGAAGAGAAGCUUCACCAGCCAGUCGGCCAUCGUCCCCACCGCCGGUUCCCGUGUCAGCUCCGUGUCCGUUCGCCGCUCUGGCGUUGGCUCCGGCGUUGGCGGCGGGUUCGGCGGCGCCAGCAUGGGUGGCGGCAGCUAUAGCUUCAGCAGCAGCAGCAUGGGUGGCGGCUACGGCGGCGGCUAUGGUGGCGGCUACGCAGGAGCGCCCAUCACCGCGGUGACAGUCAACCAGAGCCUGCUGGCCCCCCUCAACCUCGCGAUCGACCCCACGAUCCAGGCUGUGAGGACGCAGGAGAAGGAGCAGAUCAAGACCCUCAACAACCGCUUCGCCUCCUUCAUUGACAAGGUGCGUUUCCUGGAGCAGCAGAACAAGAUGCUGGAGACCAAGUGGAGUCUCCUGCAGGACCAGACCACCACCCGCUCCAACAUCGACGCCAUGUUUGAGGCCUACAUCUCUAAUCUGCGCCGCCAGCUCGAUGGCCUGGGCAAUGAGAAGUGCAAGCUGGAGGGAGAGCUGAAGAACAUGCAGGGCCUGGUGGAGGACUUCAAGAUGAAGUAUGAAGAUGAGAUCAACAAGCGUGCAGGUGCAGAGAACGACUUUGUCCUCCUCAAGAAGGAUGUCGAUGCUGCCUACAUGAACAAGGUGGAGCUGGAGGCUAAGGUCGACGCCCUGCAGGACGAAAUCAACUUCCUUAGGGCCGUUUAUGAGGCGGAGCUGCGUGAGCUGCAGUCACAGAUCAAGGACACCUCAGUUGUCGUGGAGAUGGACAACAGCAGGGGCCUGGACAUGGACUCCAUCGUGGCUGAAGUGCGCGCUCAGUAUGAGGACAUCGCCAACCGCAGCAGAGCUGAGGCAGAGACCUGGUACAAACAGAAGUACGAGGAGAUGCAGUCCUCAGCAGGUCAAUACGGAGAUGAUCUGCGCUCCACAAAGGCAGAGAUCGCCGAGAUCAACCGCAUGAUCGCCCGUCUGCAGAACGAAAUCGAUGCUGUCAAGGGACAGCGUGGCAACCUUGAGGCACAAAUCGCAGAGGCUGAGGAGCGUGGGGAGCUGGCAGUGAAAGAUGCCCGUGUCCGCAUCAAGGACCUGGAGGAUGCCCUCCAGCGCGCCAAGCAGGACAUGGCACGCCAGGUGCGCGAGUACCAGGAGCUCAUGAACGUCAAGCUGGCGCUGGACAUUGAGAUCGCCACCUACAGGAAGCUGCUGGAAGGAGAGGAGAAUAGGCUGACUUCAGGUGGCUCCAAUGCUGUUGUUCAUGUCCAACAGAGCAGUGGUGGAACUCUCUCAAGCGCUGGCGGCUUUGGAUAUGGUGGUGGAUAUGGUAUGGGUGGCAGUAUGAGCAGCGGUGGAUAUGGUAUGGGUGGCGGUAUGAGCAGCGGUGGCACCACCAUCACCAAAUCCUCAGUGAUGUCCAGCAGCAGUUCACGGCGUUACUGAAAAGCCCACACUCCCUCGCUAACACUACUCCAGUUCCUCAAACCCAACCCUUAAACCUUUCAUUGCCGGCCAUUAACCUUUAUGCAUACAUUGAAGUUCCAAACGUAAUCUUGACCCCGAUGUCACCAGCUUACAGUGACAUGACAAAAUAACAAGUGAGCCAGCGGCCAUCAGAAGGGGGAGGUGCAAUCGUUUGACCCCACCCCCAUUGCCCACAAAGGGGUGUGGUCAUUUCUGGUGCUCCCGUUCUCAGGGUACUAAAUGUUUACAAAUUACGUGGUAAAAUGAGUCAAUUUGUUUGUGCCCAUGAUAACUAAACAUGGCACAAUUUUCUCUGUUAAAGUUGAAAACUACAUUUAUGUCAAAUGGCUCAGAAACUGUAAAAGGAAGUUAGGUCAAAAGUACCUGACCACUACCACCACCACACACACAACCCUCCUCCCUCUGUCUUACUGGCACUGUUUGCUCUCCUGUCGCAAAAUCUAAACAGAAGCAUUGUUGUAACCAGGUUUAUUUUUGAUCAGACCAUCAGUAAACAUAAAUAAAUCUGAGAUAUAAAGACA